Fopius arisanus is the source of this 952-nucleotide messenger RNA. Its product is annotated as thioredoxin, mitochondrial. The transcript has a single exon. Gene Ontology annotation, cellular component: cytoplasm. The coding region runs from base 18 to 425 and encodes 135 amino acids. The record is from RefSeq and is a predicted model, not a curated record. NCBI's taxonomy places the organism in Eukaryota, Metazoa, Arthropoda, Insecta, Hymenoptera, Braconidae. Gene Ontology annotation, molecular function: protein-disulfide reductase activity.
CAAAUAGCUCUUUAAAAAUGUUGCGUAACGUAAAUAUUUUUCGACUGUCGAGGAGAGCAAUUUCGCUGCUCUCUAGGAGCAACAAAAAAUUUCAAAUAACCGACAAUACUGAGUUCAUCUCUAAAGUGAUGAAUAGUAAUGUUCCAGUUAUAGUGAAUUUUCAUGCUGAAUGGUGCGAUCCUUGUAAAAUAUUGACACCAAAGCUGGAGGAAUUGGUAGGUCCCAUGGAGGACCUUCAUCUGGCUAUUAUCGAUGUUGAGCAAAAUCCUGAAUUGGUGCACACGUUUGAAGUUAAAGCAGUGCCUGCGGUCAUAGCUGUCUCCAAUGGUCUAGUUGUUGACAAAUUCAUUGGACUCGUUGAGGCCGGAAUGAUCGAGAACUUAAUUAAUAAAUUGAGAAAGCCUGGAGUUAAAACUCAAUCAUAAUUCUUGUCAAUGUGCCUUUCGCUCAAUUUCGUUUUAGAUUUAUUACAUUUCAUACAAAUAUCUAGUGAAUAUCAACGAAUUAAUUCCCAUUAUUUUUCCGAGAGCUUCAUAUUAGGGAAAGCUCAUCAAAUAAUUAAACGCGAAACCGUGAUUUUCUCAAAUUAAUUGGAUAAACAUUCGGUAGAACCGAUAAACUCUUGGAAAUUGGAUGAAAGGUACAUCACAUUCUCAACAGAAUGUUUUCAAAUAUUCAAGUGAUAAAUUUGCCAGUGUGACUUAGUUUUAUAUCUUUUGACUUUAACCGAAUGAAUUGAGAAACCUGUUUUCAUUGCCGUAUGUUUUGACGAAUAUCUCGGAGUGAACUGAAAAUAUUCAAAUUUUGAUAUUUCUUCAUCAGUUCUGAGAUCCAGAAAACGUACGAUGAAUUGACUGAGCGGUGCUGCUGUUGAGGUAAAUAUAUCCAAUGAAAUAUUGAAAUUGAAAAUAAAUAUGGAACUGGGAGAUUGAGUACACGUGUUCAAUUGUAA